Molecule: messenger RNA, 591 nt
Organism: Physella acuta
Lineage: Eukaryota; Metazoa; Mollusca; Gastropoda; Physidae
Source: RefSeq, a predicted model, not a curated record
AUGGACACACCCACUGCGCCCGUCCAGGCUCUAUCCCCCUCGUCUCUGUUGGCCAUGUCCCUGCUACAGCCGAAUGGUACCGGGAUGGACGUGGAACUGUGGGACCUCAGCCAGUCGCAGACUUACAGAUGGGUCUUGUGGGUACAGACAAUUUUAGAACCGUUCAUUAUUUUAUUUGGUCUACUGGGUAACACGCUGGCGGUGACGACACUGAUGACGAAACACCUGCGCGUGACGUCAUGCUGCCUGUACCUGGCGGCCAAGUGUGUAGGUGAUGCUGUGUUCCUGGGUGUGUUGUUCGUCGUCUGGCUGUUCCGUGUCCACGCCAGGGUCAUCAACCAUGCCGGUAUUUGCCAGGUCAGUUCAGUUAGCUUCACGUCUGUCUGGCUGAUUGUCCUCGUGUCCCACGAGAACUUUGUCCGGAUCUCCCGACCCCACCUGGUCAAGGUCUACUGCACCCCUCGCCGGGCCGGCUUCAGCAUCGCCCUCGUCUUCAUCAGCGCCGCCAUCAUCUACAGCUUUCAUCUGUGGAUAACCCAGGUCCAGAUGGACGAGAACGGCGAGAUGAGCUGUGUGGCUGUAGCCAGGUGA